Molecule: messenger RNA, 464 nt
Organism: Alternaria rosae
Lineage: Eukaryota; Fungi; Ascomycota; Dothideomycetes; Pleosporales; Pleosporaceae
Exons: 2
Coding region: 1-423 (140 amino acids)
Source: RefSeq, a predicted model, not a curated record
AUGAAGCCCUCGACCUACCUCCUAUUCGCUGUUAACUACCUCGGCUUGGCCUCCGCUGCCUCCAUCGCCAACCCCGACGACAGCUUACAGCCUAUAGAGAAGCGAGCUUGCUUCCAAACUGGGUCAACUUAUGGCGGCAAUAAAGACGACGCCUUGAAAGCAGCCCGAACAGCCUGCAACAGUGCCCUUAGGGGCACAUACAACAAACGCGAAACCCGCGUCAAGUGCUACAACAUUGGCAACAAUAAGCACGUGAAGCUCACCGUCGGCCUUACAGGCCCUAAUGCCGGCUCGCAACGCAACAUUGGGAGCGACGAGUGUUACAAUGGCCUUGCGGGUCGGAUCGAAAGUUGCCCUAAGGGUGAUGAUAAAACCUACGGGAAUUGGCGCUACAGGGCUGAUCCGAACAACGGUCCAUGCUAAUGUCAUGAAGUGCUAUUGUACCGGUGUGCGGGUGAACGCCC